This is a messenger RNA of Henningerozyma blattae CBS 6284, 1629 nucleotides long. RefSeq names its product Pcs60p (gene PCS60). Lineage: Eukaryota; Fungi; Ascomycota; Saccharomycetes; Saccharomycetales; Saccharomycetaceae. Gene Ontology annotation, biological process: fatty acid metabolic process. Gene Ontology annotation, molecular function: medium-chain fatty acid-CoA ligase activity. The transcript has a single exon. The record is from RefSeq and is a predicted model, not a curated record. The coding region runs from base 1 to 1629 and encodes 542 amino acids.
AUGUCUCUAAGUGGUACUAACACUGCUUCUUUCAAUGAUACUUUCAAAGUAUCUGAUAAUGUAGCUGUCAUUAUUCCAGACACAAAUACCCAAGUGACUUAUAGAGAUCUAUCUCACAUGGUAGGUCAUUUCCAACAAGUAUUUAAAGAUGAAAAGUCUCCAUUGUAUGAUACUGUUCAAAGACAAGAUUCUGUUGCAAUUUACUUGAAAAAUGGAUUAGAAUUUAUAGUAUCAUUUUUAGGUGCUACUAUGGAUUCUAAAAUUGGUGCACCAUUGAAUCCUCAAUAUAAAUCAACUGAAUUAGCUUUCUAUUUAAAUGAUUUAAAAUCAAAAGUUAUCUGUGUUCCACAAGGAACCACUAAAGAUAAAAAAGCUGAAGUACUAAUAUCUGCCAAGAAAUUCGAUUGCUUUGUUAUGGAGUUAUAUUUCAGUAAGGAUAGAUUUAGAAUAGAUUACGAUAUUUUUGCACCCAAUGAUAAUUAUAAAAAAGUCGUAUAUUCUUCAUUAAAUAAUCCAAUUUAUAUCAAUAACGACACUUUAAGAUUUCCGGGAUUUGCUCGUUCAAGUGAUGUUGCAUUGAUUUUACAUACUAGUGGUACUACAUCUAAACCUAAAACAGUACCAUUAUUACAUUUGAAUAUCAUUAGAAGCACAUUAAAUAUAUCCAAUACUUAUAAAUUAACUGAAAAUGAUAGAUCAUACGUUGUGAUGCCAUUGUUUCACGUCCAUGGGCUAAUUGGUGUCUUAUUAUCUACAUUUAGAACUCAAGGUUCAGUUGUAGUACCCGAAAGAUUUAGUGCCAAGAGAUUUUGGCAAGAUUUCAUUGAAUUUAAAUGUAACUGGUUUAGUUGUGUUCCAACCAUUAGUAUGAUUAUGCUAAACAUGCCUAAACCAAAACCAUUCCCAUAUAUUAGAUUUAUUAGAUCAUGUUCAUCACCUUUAGCACCAGCUAUUUUCGAAAAAUUAGAAAAGGAAUUCCAAACUCCUGUAUUAGAGGCUUAUGCGAUGACUGAGGCAUCUCAUCAAAUGACAUCUAAUAAUUUACCACCAGGAAAAAGAAAGCCAGGUACUGUUGGCCAACCACAAGGUGUUCAAGUAUACAUUUUAGAUGAUAAUGAUAACAUUUUACCACCAGGUAAGAUUGGUGAAGUAUCCAUUAGAGGUGAAAAUGUCACAUUAGGUUAUGCUAAUAAUCCAAAGGCUAAUAAAGAAAAUUUUACCAAGAGAGAGAACUUUUUCCGUACUGGUGAUCAAGGGUACAUUGAUAACGAAAAUUUCGUCGUCUUAACUGGUAGAAUCAAAGAGUUGAUCAAUAGAGGUGGUGAAAAGAUUUCUCCUGUUGAAUUAGAUGGUAUUAUGUUAGAAAAUGAAAAAAUUAAUGAAGCUGUUUGUUUUGGUAUGGAUGAUAUGAAAUAUGGUCAAAUUGUUGAGGCUGCAGUUGUAUUAAAACCUGGUUGUACUAUGGAUUAUAAUGAAUUUAAAAAAUACAUGGCAACUAAAGUAGCACCUUUUAAGAUUCCAAGUAGAGUCUAUUUUGUUGAUAAAUUACCAAAGACAGCUACUGGUAAAUUACAAAGACUGAAUAUUGCGAAGACAUUUGCUGCUAAGAACCGUGAAAGUAAAUUAUAA